CUUAAACUGACAUUUCAUAUACAGUUUGUAUGCAAUAUAUGACUUGACUUUUAUUUGCAUAAAUCAUAUCAUAUCAUCGUAUUAUCGUAUCAAUGGCCGGAUCAGCUCUACGGCGACUAAUGGCCGAAUACAAACAGCUUACACUUAAUCCGCCGGAAGGCAUAAUUGCCGGUCCAAUAGAUGAGGAAAACUUCUUUGAAUGGGAAGCACUGAUCACUGGUCCAGAGGGUACCUGUUUUGAUGGCGGAGUUUUCGCUGCGCGGCUAACCUUUCCCAAUGACUAUCCAUUAUCGCCGCCGAAGAUGCAGUUUACGUGCGAUAUGUUUCAUCCGAAUAUCUAUCCGGACGGUCGGGUAUGCAUAUCGAUACUACAUGCGCCCGGCGACGACCCGAUGGGCUACGAAUCAAGUGCCGAACGUUGGUCACCGGUUCAAUCGGUCGAAAAGGUAUUGUUGUCGGUGGUGUCGAUGUUGGCCGAACCUAACGACGAAAGCGGGGCUAAUGUAGACGCGGCCAAAAUGUGGCGCGAAGAUCGGACACAAUUUGAACGCAUAGCUCAACAAUUGGUCAGAAAAUCACUGCAAAUCAAUUGA
Messenger RNA from Oppia nitens, 593 nucleotides. RefSeq names its product ubiquitin-conjugating enzyme E2 G2 (gene Ubc7). Gene Ontology annotation, cellular component: cytosol; endoplasmic reticulum. The record is from RefSeq and is a predicted model, not a curated record. Bases 93 to 593 code for a protein of 166 amino acids. Lineage: Eukaryota; Metazoa; Arthropoda; Arachnida; Sarcoptiformes; Oppiidae. The transcript has a single exon.